Molecule: messenger RNA, 1183 nt
Organism: Liolophura sinensis
Lineage: Eukaryota; Metazoa; Mollusca; Polyplacophora; Chitonida; Chitonidae
Product: mitochondrial import inner membrane translocase subunit Tim9-like
Exons: 4
Coding region: 98-367 (89 amino acids)
Source: RefSeq, a predicted model, not a curated record
UGGUAGAAUGCAACACCAUGCUGCUGAUUUCGUGUUGUGACUUGCCGGUGGUGCGAACAUUUCUCGUCUGCUUUUCACGGUGAUCUGACAUCUAGAGAUGGCUCAGCCUCAGUCAUUGGACACAGAAGCCACUGUGAAACAGUUCAAGGAGUUCCUAUUGUCAUACAACAAACUUUCUGAGAUGUGUUUUAAUGACUGUGCUACUGAUUUCACAACAAGAAAAGUUUUAGAUUCAGAGGAUAAGUGUUCCCUGAACUGUAUGGAGAAAUAUCUGAAGAUGACUCAGCGGAUUUCUCUGCGCUUUCAGGAGUACCAGCUCCAGCAGUCUGAGGGGGCAAGUGUCAUGCCAGGGAUGAUGCAGAGGUAGAAGUGCCCCUUAGCAGCCUCAUAGGUUCAGGUGGCACAGGUGUGCAGUGCUGUGUAUAAGGAGAGCAGACAGCAGUUUGGGAUAGGGAGCGACAGGCAGUGCUGGAGACAGUCAGUGUGACUAUACUGCUGGAAAGGCUUCAGCAUUCUACACAGUAGGAUGUUUAUUUUUUUUUUUUUGUGAGAAUGGAGUACAAAAAGGAGGGAAGCAUUCUUCUAUGGAGUAAUGAAAUGAGCCUAUAUCAUGUUUGUGAAAAUAAUGAGAACCUUUCUAGUAGGGAAGAAAUUUGGGUUAGUUUUCUAAUCAUCAGCUGAGUACUGCUGUACUAACUGAUCUAUCAAGGCAGAUGAAAUUAGCUUGCUAUUUUGUAGGAGACAGAUUGUAUGCAAGCUGUAAGUUCCAGCCUCGUAAAAAUAAUAACAAUAACAAGAAAAAACAGAACGAUUACAAUAGGGAUCGCGUUCGGAGAGAAAAUAUAUUUAAAAGUGAGAGUCUGUGUUUGUUAUAUUUGCUACUGUAAUUCUUCAGUGUUUUUGUACAUUUACCAGGUGUGUCUUAAAGGGAUUCAUAAUCGACGCUGAUUGGCUGACAAUGGAGAUUGGGUUUCCUGGGUUAAACCAUGCAACUUUAGUUCCACAUGAAAUUUAGCUUAGCCUAAGCAUAGCUUGGACUUGCCUCUCUCUCACACCAGUCAAUAUCCCUUUAAGGCCUACUUUGAAAGCUCUUAUUCUCUCUCCAUUGUGACAGCUGAUCUUCAUGUUGCAUGAUUUUGUAAUCCAGUGUCAUCACAGAAAUUAAAGUGUUAAUUAUGAUUUG